Oryza brachyantha (malo sina) is the source of this 984-nucleotide messenger RNA. RefSeq lists its product as uncharacterized. The coding region runs from base 152 to 733 and encodes 193 amino acids. Gene Ontology annotation, biological process: protein transport. The transcript is spliced from 4 exons. The record is from RefSeq and is a predicted model, not a curated record. Lineage: Eukaryota; Viridiplantae; Streptophyta; Magnoliopsida; Poales; Poaceae.
CCUCAAUCAGCUCACACAAGCAACCUGCAUUCUCCUUCCUCUCCCUCACGCAACGGAACCAAUCAUACAACUUCUAGGAUCGGAGUUCAUAUAGCCAACCGGCGACGCCAACGGAGAUCAAGACACACCUCCAAGAACCGAUAGCUUAACAAUGGGGUUCAUCCACUGGAAGACCUCCAAGCAGACCGGCAAGCUCAAGACCCUCCUGGGGCUCGCCCUCUCGCGCAUCGCCGUCGCACGCCGGCCGCGCCUCGCCCGCAAGUCCAUUGCCACCGAUGAUGUUCGCCAGCUUCUCACCCUUGGCCACCUCGACCGUGCCAUCCACCGGGCAGAGCAGGUCAUAGUGGAGGACACCAUGUUGGAGGCGUUCGAAAUGAUAGAGCUGUACUGCAAGCGCCUCAUCGAGCAUGCUGCAAGGCUGGACAAGCCUGGUGAGUGCACUGAGGAGAUACGAGAGGCGGCCGCAACGGUCAUGUUUGCCGCCGGUUGGUGCGGCGACUUGCCGGAGUUGACGUUCGUGCGCACCAUCCUUGCGGACAAGUUUGGCAGUCACUUCACCGAGGCGACCAGGGACGGCACCGGCAUCGUCGAUCGCAUGUUGGUGUGGAAGUUGUCUGGCGAUGCAACCAGCAGGGAGCUGAAGAAGAAGGUGACCAAGGAGAUCGCCGCGGAGAACAACAUCGUAGUGGACUUCUCUGAACUCCGAGACGUGAUCAAGGAUGGAGAGGAUUGAUAACUUUGGGAGCUUUGAGCACGACACUUCAUGAACAGCUCGGACGAAAGCUCAAGAGCACUCAGGAUGAUGGCUGUGUUUCUAGCUUUGACUGAUCAUAUUUAGGAUACUGGAACCCAAGGGGCAGAGGCAUCGGUGCGCACAAGAAGAUAAACUUCCUCUGAGACCAGAUCAAAAUGUAACAACUCUGCUGUGUGCAAUUCCAUUUGCGCCCAAGGUUAUUAAGUGAUGAAUAUGCAUGCGAAAUUGUG